Prorocentrum cordatum is the source of this 1563-nucleotide messenger RNA. NCBI's taxonomy places the organism in Eukaryota, Dinophyceae, Prorocentrales, Prorocentraceae. The record is from the annotation of a GenBank genome assembly.
AUGCUCUUGCGGCCAAAGUCUGGCCGCAUGAGCGUGCAGGCUUUGCUCAGCCGAUCCGUGGGCGACAUCUGCUGCCGCGGCCGUGGCUGCAGAGCCUCCAGAUCAUGGCGCUACUCCAGGCACCUUGGCAGCGCCCGACGGUGCGGCCAUGGCGAGCAGCCCACGGAGGGAGUGGACCUCAGCGAGGAGCUCCGUGGCGCUGGCUCGGCGCAGGACGACAUCUCCGAACGCGUCAACUACGCGGUGUUGGACAAUCAGAAGGGCAUCAUCACCCAGUUGCAGCAGUACGGCUACUGUUUGAUCGACGGCUUCCUCGGGGGCAAGAUCCACGGGCACCCAGACCGGAUACGGGACGAGCUGAAGAAGCUCUUCGACCGAGGCUGGUUCUCGGAGGAGUCGGAGGAGGCCUCGGGCUUCAAGGUGGGCAGCUACAGGAUACGGUACGACGACAGGGACAACCGCUACAAGACGGAGCUCUUCUCCGCGGCCCCGUCUCGAAAGUUCGAUGGCAGCUCCGAGGCCAAGGAGAAGGCCGUCGAGACGCAGUACGAGGUGGCCCCCGGAGUGGUCAAGUUCGCGAGGUCGCUGCUGACGUGCCUGGCGGACCCGGUCGCACGGGCCGCGGGGGGCGCGAUGUCCACGAAGAUCGCCAUCGGCGAGGUGAACGCCCUCUGCGGCCAGGGCGCGAGAAUCGACCGGCGCGUCCACAACGUGUACGGCUGGAACACGCAGCAGGGUUUCAGCCGCGACCCGCGGAAGCUCACGAUCUUCUACUUCGCGAACCCCAAGUGGCGCCCGGAGCUUGGGGGCAACUUGCAGCUCGAGGGCGUCAUCUCGCCCACAGGCCAAGUGUCCCUCGACCCGCAGCACGACCGCUUGGUGAUGUUCUGGUCGGACAAGACGGUGUGGUCCAUCGCCCCGACGCAGGAGUUGCAGCCCCUGUUCCGCACGGGGAUGAAGAACAAAAACACGUUUUUCGCUUCGCCGCUCAAAGCCAGCAGGGCCCAGGCAGAGAGAGCAGCCGAGAUACAGAAGAAAGUGGACGAUUUGCAGACCGAGGCCAACACCAUCACAUGCGACGUAGACGCGCUGAGGCAGGCGUUAGAGCAGCUGUACCAGGAGACGGAGGCCGACAACGAAGCGGGCAUGUCCGACGUACCCAUAGUACCCCACGCCAUCGCAGUGGCGUUGGACCGAGGCCUUGGUGUCGGCCCCAACGCGGACCCGCAAGAGACGCCCCAGGUGAACCAAGCGCAGCUCGCAGCGACGCAGCCGAAGGCGGGCAACUACAACCAGCAGGAGGUUACCCCAGGGCACACGUCCAGUUCCUGCCUGCCCCCGCCAAAUCCGAGCCCGGCGUUAGCCCGUCAGCUCACCCAGGCGCAGUCCCUCCAGUCCGCGGCGCAGGCCUUGGCCGUCCAUGCCUCGCCCAAGAGGGAGACCAGGGGCGAGAUUCGCUCCACAGACGAGGUCGCCAUCGAGACGGCCGACGGUCAGCUGCAGCCAUUUCCCCCGCCGCCAGGCGCCCAACGGUCAUUCCCAGGAGACGAGCAGAGCCUUUAG